Trichoderma harzianum CBS 226.95 is the source of this 1524-nucleotide messenger RNA. RefSeq lists its product as hypothetical. Gene Ontology annotation, molecular function: oxidoreductase activity. Gene Ontology annotation, cellular component: mitochondrion. The transcript has 3 exons. NCBI's taxonomy places the organism in Eukaryota, Fungi, Ascomycota, Sordariomycetes, Hypocreales, Hypocreaceae. The record is from RefSeq and is a predicted model, not a curated record. The coding region runs from base 370 to 1437 and encodes 355 amino acids.
GCCAGAAGGAUCAUGUAAUGACGCAAGCCUACAGUCUUUGGAAUCUUAAAGAUCUUUGGAAUCUUGACGACUACAAAGAGUGUGUCUUGCCUGGUUGUCGACAUGGGAAAGGAGCCCCGUGCCAUACAUUCAAGCAUAGUCUGUUACAGCUUUACGCCAAACGGUUAGCCAUAAGCUUGAGUAGUCAGUCACAGCCACUUCACAACAAACUCCGCAAUCAACUCCGCAUCAUCAGAUCAGAUAUUAGUUCAAAGUCGUCAGCGAGAACAUGCGUUAUACAUAUAGGCAGGAUCCUACUCAAGUUUCGCGGUGCUGGUUUUUCUUUCAACUAUCACUAUUCUACAACCAGACCCGUUAACAACACUCACUAUGGCAGCAAACACUUCUCAGCCGUCGACAAUGCGUGCCUGGACAUUCAACAGCGGCGGUACACCAGAGAAAGUCUUAUCAUUCAACCCAUCCUUCCCAGCACCCGCAGCCCCAAAGGGCUCGGAUGUUCUGAUCAAAAUAUCUCACGCUUCACUCUCUUCCCCAGGGUCAAAUCUGAUGAGAGACAUUCCGUCUCUCUUGAGGAAAAACGCAAUACCGGAACUCGACUUUUCUGGGCGCGUGGUCUCAACUGGCCCUGAUGUUCCAGUCGAAUUCGCUCCAGGCGCCGCUGUGUUUGAUACUGUUUCUAAAUCGGGCAGUAUCAUUCAUAAUCAGGGAACGCUGGCGGAGUAUAUUCUGUUGAAUGUUAAUUGCAUCGCUGUCAAGCCGACCAGUAUAACAUUCGCAGAAGCUGCUUGUCUAAGUUGCCUCGGACAAGUUGCAUUGGAAAUGGUUCGUCAGGCUAAAAUUAAAAGCGGCGAUCGAGUUCUCGUCAAUGGGGGUAGCGGUGCUGUAGGAUCAGCCGCUAUCCAGCUCUGUAAGGAUUUGGGUGCCUUUGUCGUGACAACUUGUUCGACCAAAAAUACCUAUCGGAUGAAGCAGUCUUUGGGAGUAGAUGAGAUUAUCGAUUACGCUCUAGUCAAGUCUAUACCUGCCGCCCUUGAGAACUCCUACAGCGCGAGCCAAUUUGAUGCAAUCCUGGAUACGGUAGGCUCUCGAGAGUUGUUUCUGCGAUGCCCAAAGUAUCUCAAGCCUGAAGGCGUGUUCAUCAACGUCGGCGACGGCAGCGAAGGUCGGCUUAGUCUAAUUCUACACACGCUCCAAAAUGUUUUGCAGCCUAGUAUCUUGGGUGGCGUGCCGAGGCGAUAUCUUACAUUCAGUGCGCCGUUAAAUGGGCCAAAUACCGCGUAUCUUGGAACCUUGGCUUCGAAGGGCAAGAUGAUGGUGUUCAUUGACUCAACAUUCUCGUUAGAAGACGCCCUUAGCGGAUACAAACGCUAUAAGAGCGGUCAAGCUCAAGGCAGAGUUGUCAUUGACAUAGCGAAUAUGGAUACACAAGAUCAGUAAAGCUGUAUGCUUUUUAGCACUUCUGGUUCAAGAUUCUCGUCGUAUUACUCCGCCCUAAAAAGCUAACGAGAAGAUGCCGUAUGACAG